GUUUUCACAACUGCACAUACGCACACACAUUUAAGCACAGCAGUGAAAAAGAAUGAUAGAGUUGGGGAUAUCUCAUUCUGCAUGAUGAACCAGUUAGUAGUAACUGCAGCUACCAGUAAUGUGUUUUCGUUUCACAAAUCGUGUUGGAAUAUAGAAAAUCACAUAGAAAAAUUAGAAUUAAAAUCUCUAGAAGCCAAACAGAAAGCUCAAUCUGAAAAUUGUAAAUAAAUAGUUAAGUUGGUUAAAUCUGUUAUAGUUAUGCUUGGGUACAUGAAAUGUAUAAAUAGACCCUUUGUACAGUCUUUUACAUUCACGAAAGUAAUGAGAAUAUACAAGUUCACAUGCAGUCCUCUGUUUUUCAUGUUUCACACAUUAUAGAAUUUUACAUGGUAUCAGAAGAAUAAAGAAAAGUCUUCCGCUGAAAUCUUUCAUUCUUCUUGCUUCUUACUUCUUGAUUUUUUCUUUCUCUUGUUUCUUGCUUCUAUGGCAAACUCUGAAACACCUUCUGAAAAUUCCUCUGAGAGAGCUUCUAUGGCUAAUUCCCCUAUGUUGAAUCCUUGUGAUGAUUCCUUGAGCCAGUACUAUCUUCAUCCUUCUGACAAUCCAGGAGCACUUCUCGUGUCUGAAAUCUUUACAGCACUGGAAUUAAUGAAGAAUGAUGAAGUGCAGGCCAUCAUAGGACCUCAAAGCUCAGCACAAGCUAGGUUUGUCAUUGAACUUGGCCGGAAAGCUCAGGUUCCCAUCCUUUCCUUCUCAGCCACAAGUCCCUCUCUUUCUCCUGUCCAAAACCCCUUUUUCAUACGAACAGCCCAAGAUGACUCCGCACAAGUGAAAGCCAUAGCAGCCAUUGUUCAGGCCUAUGGUUGGCGGGAAAUUGUCCUUAUUUAUGAAGAUACAGAAUAUGGAAAUGGUUUGAUUCCAUAUUUAAUGGACGCUUUUUUAGAGAUUGACACUCGGGUGCCUUACAGAAGUGUAAUUCCUCCAUCUUCCAAUAAUAAUGAAAUCGCCAAGGAGAUAAGUAAGUUAAAGGAAGAUCAUACCAGAAUAUUUCUUGUGCACAUGACUGCUUUACUUGGCUCGAAGCUCUUUGUACUUGCAAAUAAUGCUGGAAUGUUGAGGGAAGGGUUUGCAUGGAUCUUCACUGAAGGGUUAUCAGAUUUGGAAGAUCGUAUGGGCUCAAAGGUUAAGGACUCGAUGCAAGGUGUUCUGGGACUGCGGCCAUAUAUACCCAGAUCGAAACAUUUUAAAGACUUCAAAAGAAGAUUGAAAAGAAAUUUAACCUCUAGCAAACCAAACAUUAAGAUUACUGGAUACGUCUUUGGUUUAUGGGCAUAUGAUACAGUUUUCGCUUUGGCUAUGGCAGUGGAGAAGGCCAGCAUCGUGCAUUCUAAAUUCUUAAAGAAAAAUACUAGCCAAAGUAACGUGGAUCUUGCAGCUUUAGGCAUUUCUGAAAUUGGUCCAAUGCUUCGUGAUACAAUUCUAACUACUAAAUUUCAAGGCCUAAGCGGGAAAUUUGAAUUGGUUAAAGGACAGUUGGAACCUUCAUCCUUUGAAAUACUCAAUGUCAUUGGAAACACAGAGAGAGUUAUUGGUUACUGGACCAGACAGAGAGGACUUUCCCAAGAAUUGGACGACAAUAGUGAAGUAGCAAACUCAAAUUCAAAGGACAACCUGAAGCAACCAAUCUGGCCAGGAGACACAACAGAGCAGCCUCCUAAGUUGAAGAUUGGGGUUCCGGUGAAACGAGGUUUUGAUGAAUUUCUGAAAGUGGAAUGGGAUCCUCGUACUGAUAAGCCUAUCAUAUCAGGGUUCUCCCAUGACAUGUUCAUUGCAGUACUCAAGGCAUUACCAUUCCCCCUUUCUUUUGAGUAUAUUCCCUUCAUGAAUAAAUAUAGGCAGAGUGCUGGGACAAUCGAUGAACUUAUUUACCAAAUAAAACUUCAGAAUUAUGAUGCUGUUGUGGGAGCCACAACAAUUGUAGCCAAUCGCUCUUUAUAUGUUGAUUUCACUUUGCCUUACUCAGAAUCAGGGGUGUCAAUGGUGGUUCUGUUGAAGGAUGAUGAUAAGAACAAGUUUUGGAUUUUCUUAAAGCCACUAAGCUUGGAUUUGUGGGUGACAACAUUUGCGGCAUUUGUCUUUACGGGUUUAGUGAUAUGGGUUCUUGAACAUCGAAUAAAUGGAGAGUUCAGAGGCCCGCCAGAUCAACAUCUUGGCAUGAUUUUCUGGUUCUCCUUCUCAACACUGGUCUUUGCUCACAAUAAUAGUUUAAUGGAACCAGGGGAGAAACUGCUAAGCAAUUGGUCGAGAUUUGUGAUGAUCGUAUGGAUUUUUUUGGUACUCAUCCUGACACAGAGUUAUACCGCAAGUUUAGCCUCAAUGUUAACUGUACAGAGAUUGCAGCCUACCUUUGUUGACGUAAAAGAGAUAAAAAAGAAUGGUUAUUUUGUUGGAUAUCAAAAGAAUUCCUAUGUUGAAGGGCUUCUAAUAAAACAGUUAAACUUCCAUCGGUCCAAGUUGAAGCCUUUUAGCACCCAUGAGGAGUAUCAUGAAGCAUUGUCAAAAGGAACCCAAAAUGGUGGGGUUGCUGCUGUCUUUGAUGAAAUUCCUUACAUUAAGCUCUUCCUUGCAAAGUACUGCUCCAGGUACACUAUGGUUGGUCCGACCUAUAAGUCUGAUGGAUUUGGCUUUGCCUUCCCUCUAGGAUCUCCUUUAGUCCCAUACAUUUCAAGGGCAAUCUUGAAUGUCACUCAAGACAGAGACAAAUUGGAAGCAAUUGAGCGGACCUACUUUUCAAGUCGUGGUAGUACUAAUUGUGAAGAUCCAAGCGCCUCAAUCUCAUCAAAUAGUACUAGUCUCAGUCUGCACAGCUUCGGCGGCCUCUUCAUCAUCACUGGAACCGUUUCCUUGAUCUCACUCUUGGUUUGCUUCUUCAAGUUCUUUGGCUCACAUUGGCCAACUUUGAGCAACAGCAAUCCUGAGAGCUCCUUUUGGUCCAAGUUGAUUGAAAUGGCAAAGCAUUUUGACAGGAGAGAUCCCUCUUCACAUCUCAUUGAAAGAAAUACAUCCAUGGCACAUCCCAUUGCAGGUCCUAGAGUAAUUGAACCUUCAACCUAAUAUUUGAUCAUAUGGAGAACCACUCAUGAAAUUCCGACCUUACAAGUGACGGGUUUGUUGGGAGUUCCAUAUUAAUUAUAUGGAAGUACUUCUUUCCCCUUUCUGAUAAAAUCUUCAGGCAAAAUAUAUACCGCAUCAAUUUCUAGUAUAGAUGGUUUAUAUGCCAUCAAUAACAUACCAUUAAUGCAGUAAAAAAAUUAAUCAGAUUUUAUUUUAAUUAAUCAGAUACUGUCUGCUCAUUGACAUGUAAUCUUCACGAUUACAUUUUAAUACCGUUCUGUAUUAUCAAUGUCGUCGUAUUGUGGGAAAGAUUUGGCAUUAAGUCAUUGGGCUUCCCAAGCACCUUACAGCAGAUUAUCAAGUUGUGCUUGCAGAUCCUGUAUAGAUGCCAUAUUGAUGAUGCUUUCCAUCUCUUCAGCAGAAUAUUCUGCUUUUAGCAAGGAUUGUACUUGUACAUGGGCUUCCACAAUGUUUGUCCUGCAUUACCCAAAUAGGGGGAAAAAAAAAAAAAACCAUAGUGCUCUCGAUU
This is a messenger RNA of Juglans regia (Persian walnut), 3643 nucleotides long. Its product is annotated as glutamate receptor 2.8-like. NCBI's taxonomy places the organism in Eukaryota, Viridiplantae, Streptophyta, Magnoliopsida, Fagales, Juglandaceae. Gene Ontology annotation, molecular function: ligand-gated monoatomic ion channel activity; signaling receptor activity. The record is from RefSeq and is a predicted model, not a curated record. Bases 484 to 3114 code for a protein of 876 amino acids. Gene Ontology annotation, cellular component: plasma membrane. The transcript is spliced from 5 exons.